This is a messenger RNA of Setaria italica (foxtail millet), 2863 nucleotides long. Its product is annotated as CSC1-like protein ERD4. The record is from RefSeq and is a predicted model, not a curated record. Gene Ontology annotation, cellular component: plasma membrane. NCBI's taxonomy places the organism in Eukaryota, Viridiplantae, Streptophyta, Magnoliopsida, Poales, Poaceae. The transcript has 6 exons. The coding region runs from base 243 to 2459 and encodes 738 amino acids. Gene Ontology annotation, molecular function: calcium-activated cation channel activity.
CUCUCUCCUUGCGCUUUGCCAGCUCCUCCACGGCUCACCACCACGGCACCACGGAGCAUCCAAUGCUUUCCCUCGCCGCCUCCCUCCCUCCUUAAUUCCACCCUAAUGCGCGUCAAUAAUCACGCCCGCCACCACUAAACCCCUUCCGGAUCCCGCCGCUAAGCGCAAUCUCCGGGGUUUAAAUCCCGGGGAGCAGAGACGCUUCGAGAAACAGCAGAGCAGGAGCAGGGGGCGGCGGCGAGAUGGACUUCGCGUCGUUCAUUACGUCGGUGCUGACGUCGUUCGUCAUCUUCGUGGUGCUGGUGCUGGUGUUCACGUGGCUGUCGCGCCGCCCCGGGAACGCGCCGGUGUACUACCCGAGCCUCCUGCUGCGGGGGCUCGACCCGUGGGAGGGCCGCCGCCGCGGGAGCCGCAGCCCCGUCGGGUGGAUCCGCGAGGCCCUCUCCGCGUCGGAGACCGACGUCAUCGCCGCCGGAGGGGUCGACGCCGCCGUAUACCUCGUCUUCCUCUCCUCCGUAUUGUCGAUCUUGGUGUUCUCUGGGAUUGUGCUGCUUCCGGUUCUCCUCCCCGUUGCCGGAACUGAUCAUGCCCUGGACCUUCAUGCUGCUGCUGGCUUCAAGCCAAAAACUGAUAACAAAGACGACUCAGCUCCAGACUUCCCACAGAUGGAAAGACUAGCAUUGGGCAAUGUUCAACCAAAAAGUAUGAGGCUGUGGGCAUUUCUGUUGUCAGUCUACUGGGUUUCAUUUGUCACCUAUUUUAUCCUGUGGAAGUCAUACAAGCAUGUUUCAAAUUUGAGAGCGACUGCAAGAUCAACACCAGAUGUUAAACCAGAGGAGUUUGCGGUGUUGGUGAGAGAUGUCCCUAGACCCUCUCCAGACGAAACUAUAAAGGACUCUGUAGAUUCGUAUUUCCGAGCACUUCACCCUAACACCUUCUACAGAUCAAUGGUUGUGACAGACCACGCAAAGGCUGAUAAAAUGUACUUGGAGAUUGAAGAUCACAAGAAGAAAAUUGCCCGCGCUGAAGUUGUCUAUGCAAACUCGAAAACUGAAAGUAACCCUGAGGGCACUAAGCCUACUCAUAGGACCGGAUUCCUUGGUCUGAUUGGUAAAAAGGUCGACACAAUUGAAUACUGUAGUGAGCAGAUUAAGGAAUUACUGCCCAAACUGGAGGUUGAACAGAAGGCUACCCUUCGUGACAAACAGCAGCGGGCUGCCAUUGUCUUCUUCAAUAGCAGAUCUGCCGCAGCUUCUGCAUCUCAAACUCUCCAUGCUCAGGUGUUUGAUAAAUGGGCAGUUAUGGAAGCUCCUGAACCACGUGAGAUAAUAUGGCCCAAUCUUUCGAGAAAUAUUUAUGAGAGGCAAAUCAGACAGGUUGUGGUCUAUUUCAUCGUCUUCCUCACGGUGGUUUUCUAUACGGUUCCUAUUACUGCUGUCUCUGCUGUUACAACUCUGGAUAACCUGAGGAAGGUGCUGCCCUUUCUGAAGGUGGUAGUGGAUCGUCCAGCGAUCAAGACCAUCUUGCAGGCUUACCUGCCACAGAUUGCACUCAUUGUGUUCCUAGCCCUGCUGCCUGCUUUUCUUAUGUUUCUCUCAAAAGCAGAGGGGAUCCCUUCUCAGAGCCAUGUAGUCAGGGCAUCAGCAGGAAAAUAUUUCUACUUUAUUGUUUUCAAUGUCUUCCUUAUCUAUACACUUGGGAAGUCAUUAAUCACCUCUUUGAAAACUAUUUUAAAUAACGCUAACAUUACUGUGAUCAUAAAUAUGCUGGCCACCAGCCUGCCUGGAGGUGCAACAUUCUUCCUCACAUUCGUUGCCCUGAAAUUCUUUGUUGGUUAUGGUCUCGAGCUCUCUCGCGUGGUUCCUCUCGUCAUUUUCCACCUGAAAAGGAAGUACCUAUGCAAAACUGAGGAUGACGUGAAAGCAGCAUGGUAUCCAGGAGACUUGGGAUAUAGCACCAGGGUUCCAAAUGACAUGCUCAUCGCAACAGUAACGCUGUGCUACUCGGUCAUGGCACCUUUGAUUAUUCCAUUUGGUGUUGCAUACUUUGCUCUUGGAUGGCUUAUAGCAAAAAACCAGGUUCUUAGAGUUUAUGUUCCUAGCUACGAGAGUAAUGGUCGAAUGUGGCCACACAUGCACACAAGGAUCAUCGCAGCUCUACUCCUUUACCAGGCCACCAUGAUUGGCGUCAUUGGCCUGAAAAAGUUCUAUUACUCACCUAUCCUUGUGCCACUCCUCCCGAUCAGCAUCAUCUUUGCCUACAUCUGCCAUAUGCGCUUUUACCCAGCAUUCGCCAACACCCCUCUGGAGGUGGCGCAGCACGAGCUGAAGGAAACGCCAAACAUGGACGCCAUCUACACUGCGUACAUCCCUCAGUGCCUGAAGCCUGACAAGCUCGAGGAUUUGGAUGUCUUUGAAGACGCUCAGUCGCACACCACCUCCAGAGCCCCGUCCAUUUAGUUUCGGAUUCUCAAUCCAUCACAAGGGCGCUGAAGAAGAAGAUCCAGACCCUUAUUGUCAAAUUUAUGUAGGGUGCCUGAUGAAUUUCCACGCUUCCACUUGAACCCUCUGAACUUGUGUUUCGUGAUAUAGCAAUCUGAUGUGAAAUGUACAUACUUGGCUAUAGUCUGCUGAACAUGUGUGGGUUUAUUGUAGGUAGCUCCUGUGGAUAUUUGGGGUUCUGAGUUUCUUCGUUUCUGUCCACGCGUGGUGUGUUGCUGUGUGAUUACUGUAGAACAUAUGCAGUGUUGCCAUGUAGCAUGUCUGAUUGUCUGUGAGUCGGCUUGCCUGAUGCUCUAAGACUCCAUUUAACAGAACUACUACUGUCUUAUUGUUAAUUGUUGAUGAAAUUUUAUGCUGUCGAA